Molecule: messenger RNA, 760 nt
Organism: Aspergillus wentii DTO 134E9
Lineage: Eukaryota; Fungi; Ascomycota; Eurotiomycetes; Eurotiales; Aspergillaceae
Exons: 3
Coding region: 123-644 (173 amino acids)
Source: RefSeq, a predicted model, not a curated record
CUUAAAUGUGCAGCUUCCCCGACCUCAGCUCCUCUGCUGAAUAUUCAGCAGCUGCAACAUGCAUGUAAUCACUUCUUUUUUUACUCAUUAACUGUACUCCAUAACCGUUAUAUAUAUUCAUAAUGGAAAGCCAUACAGCCAGCGCAUCUCCCACAGCUUCGGGCGCUGCAGGGAACACCCCCGGCGAAACCAUGUCGACAGGCUUCAUCAUCGCCAGCGCAGUCGUAGCAGCUCUCGUUAUCUCUAUAGCAAUUUGCGCAUGCUGUUUCUUCUCCCGCAGAAUCGCCGCAGAUAGCCCCGCUACUGCCAAGAUAAAAUCCGAGAUUCGCUCUGAAUCGAAGGAAACAAUGCUAUCGCGGCUGGAGACUGCAUGUCCGACCAAGUCAUGCGAGGAGUGGUGGGAGACUAUGAAAGCGGGAAUGGACUCGUCGAGUAGUAUUAGGAAUCAUUUUGUCUGUCCAAUUUGUCUGGAAGAAGUCAACCCCGCUGAUAACAUGCACACUAUGACAUGCGACCAUGUCUUUCACGCGAAAUGUAUAGAAGAGUGGUUCUUGGGAUGCCAUUUGAUUUGUCCACUCUGUCAGAGGGCAUUUUACCCGGGAAAAGAUGCGACUGAAAAUGCUGGGUCUGAGAAUGCUGUCUAGUUAUAAAAAUGUAGUAUUAUAUGCAAAUACCACUCCGAUAUUAGCAACGCCAUCCCAACUGAUAAUGAUAUUUGCCUCACGGGAAAAUAGUUUCUCCAUAGCAUCAUCUGACCGAC